Messenger RNA from Centrocercus urophasianus (Greater sage-grouse), 6473 nucleotides. It is a transcript of the gene GJC2, whose product is annotated as gap junction protein gamma 2. NCBI's taxonomy places the organism in Eukaryota, Metazoa, Chordata, Aves, Galliformes, Phasianidae. Gene Ontology annotation, biological process: cell communication. The transcript has 2 exons. The coding region runs from base 1869 to 3116 and encodes 415 amino acids. The record is from RefSeq and is a predicted model, not a curated record. Gene Ontology annotation, cellular component: connexin complex.
UGUGAUUCUAUGAAAUGCAAGCAGAAAACUGGGAGAGGAGUUGAUGAAUGUCAGGGUGGGCUUCUAGCAUUACUGAAGGUUAAACUGUGCCUGUAGCAUCCUCUGUGUCCCAUCUCAACCUGGCAGAGGGGAAAGCUUGCAUCACACAUCGCUGCUUGGGAGCCAGACAAGUGCCUGGUGCCUGGUACAGGGAUGUGUGACCCCUGUGCAGCCCCAGUGAUGCUGGCUGCUCGUUGCUGCUCAGUGCUCCACCAAAACUCGCACCCAUGCACCUGAUGAUCUCUUGGAAACAUUUCUACCUUUGGGAGUAUUCUGUUCUGUCAGCAAAGAGAUAAAAAAAGCUUCAUCUUGCUUUCCAUUUGCUCAGCUUGUGGGUCAGCCCCAAGCAUUGCUGGCUCAGCCCUGCAGCCUCUGUGCAGAGGCUUCCCUGUGUCAAAGGUGAGGAAGGGCUGUUCUCCUCCUCCCAAAUCUCCCCCUCUUCCCCUUCCGCCUCGACAUGCUCAUUCAUGAAAAAACAUCUGCUGGAUGGAUGAGGAGACAGAAAUUAACACUGGCACGUUUUUCCCACUCGUUGGCCAAGGGAGGUUGUAGGCUCAGAGGGUUUUAAUCUUUGUUUUCACAGCUGGAUUCAAUAUUGCGCUUUCUCCUCUCCAGUGUUUCAUUGCUGCUCAUUCCCCCGAGCAACCUGCUGCAAAGCAAAGUGUGCACUCACAUUGUGGGACAGCUCACAGCCAGCUUCCCUGGGGCUGCCUGCACCUCAGGACCCAUGACCCUCACAGCCCCCUCUGCUCAUUAGGGAUUGUGCUGAGAUUUAUGCUCUCCCACUGAGGCUCCAGAAGGGCGAUGCUGCAGUGACGAAGGUUCCAUCCCACGAGGAUCCUCUGAGAGCAUCUGGCUGCAGCUCAACUCUCCCAGCUCCUUUCCACCUGGCUCCACGUGGGGUGAAGAGGUCCCAGCAGCAGGAAUCAGCUUGGUCCGUCCUUUGGUAGGGGCAAAUGCGUGGGGUCUGCCUUAGUCCUGUGCAUGGAGCAAACCCUCAGCCUAUGGUGCCAACCGAGACAUCAUGGGUCUUUCCUCUGCUGCAGGGUUUGGUUAUAAGGUGGAGGGUGUACAGAAUGGGAUGUAGGCUUUGGUGGAGGUGGUGGAGGGUUUUUGUGACGCUCUUGUAGGGUUCUGUGGUGCUUGUGUAGGGCUUGGUGAUGGUGAUGUAGGGUUUUGUGAUGCUUGUGUAGGGUUUACUAGUGCUUGUGUAGGGUUUGGUGGAGUUGAUACGCAGUUUGGUGGAGGUGGUGUAGGGCUUGGUGGUGGUGUAGGUGAAGCCUGGUGCUCCUGUAAGAUCUGAUGGUACUGGUGGUCCUGGCAGUGUUUUGGAUCUCUGGAUGCCCAGCACAUAACACAGGCAGCUGUGUCCUCAUGCACAUUGCAGUGGCUGAGGUGCCAUCAGCCCCUCAUUGGGUGCCCAAGGGCUCGGACCUCAGGCUCUGAAGUUCUUAAUGUCAAAGCUUCAGGCAUCAGCAUGGCCUGAUGCCAGAUGGGACUGGCUCCAUUCCCACCUGUACACCAGCCUGAAGGCACCUCUCCACCUCACCAUAUAUCUCCAGGCAGAGACACCCAUCCAACACCAUCCCACCCAUCCUGCGAGCUUUGGGGACGAAAACACACGUGUCCCGCCUUCUUGGCACUGGGGAUCCAGCUGUGGGGCUCAGUGCAGAAAGCCUCACACAGGGUGGGGGCCCACCUAUAUAAACAAGGCCAGGAAGGCUCCCAGCCAUUCCCACUCCUUGCUCCCCUUUGGAUCUGAGCAGCCAUCCUCCGCCGAUGCUCCCACCCCUGGCUCUGCUGGGCAAGGUUAUAACUGAGUAGCCCUUAUGACCAACAUGAGCUGGAGCUUUCUCACCCGCCUGCUAGAAGAGAUCCACAACCACUCCACCUUCGUGGGGAAGGUCUGGCUCACCGUGCUCAUCGUCUUCCGCAUCGUCCUGACGGCGGUCGGUGGAGAAUCCAUCUACUCUGAUGAGCAAAGCAAGUUCACUUGCAACACCAAGCAGCCCGGCUGCGACAACGUCUGUUACGAUGCCUUCGCCCCGCUGUCUCACGUUCGGUUUUGGGUCUUCCAGAUCAUCAUGAUAUCCACACCUUCAGUCAUGUACCUGGGCUACGCCAUCCACCGGAUCGCCCGGUCAGCGGAGGAGGAGAAGAAGUUCAAGGGCUUCAAGAAGAAGAAGCAGUUUGCUUUGAACUGGCAGGCGGUGCGCAACAUGGAGGACGCGAUGGAGGCGGAUGAAGAGGAGCCCAUGAUCUCCGACGACGCAGCAGAAAAUGAGAAAGCCAAAGCCAAGCCCAAGAGCAAAGAGCAGCAAAAGCACGAUGGGAGGAGGCGAAUCCAGCAGGAAGGACUGAUGAAAAUCUACGUCUUCCAGCUGCUUACCAGAGCUUCGUUUGAAGUUUGUUUUUUGAUAGGGCAGUAUUUGCUCUACGGUUUUGAGGUAGAAGCUUAUUUUGUCUGCAACAGACUGCCUUGUCCUCACACGGUGGACUGCUUUGUGUCCCGGCCAACUGAGAAGACAAUCUUUUUGCUGGUGAUGUACGUGGUGAGCUGCCUGUGCUUGCUGCUGAACAUGUGUGAGAUGUUCCAUCUGGGCUUCGGGACCAUCCGAGAUGCCAUCCGCAACCGGAAAAUCAACAGCUUCAGGCAGCCCCCCUACAACUACGCCUACCCCAAGAACAUCUCCUGCCCCCCCGAGUACAACCUGGUGGUGAAAUCGGAGAAGUCCACCAAGAUCCCCAACAGCCUGAUGGCUCACGAGCAGAACCUGGCUAACGUUGCGCAGGAGCAGCAGUGCACCAGCCCGGAUGAGAACAUCCCAGCGGACUUGUCCACCCUCCACAAACACCUGCGAGUGGCCCAGGAGCAGCUGGACAUAGCGUUUCAGAGCUAUGGCAGCAGCCAGGGCAACGCGCAGCCCUCCCGGACCAGCAGCCCUGCCUCAGGUGGCACGGUGGUAGAACAAAAUAGGGCCAACACGGCCCAGGAGAAGCAAAGCGCUAAGCCCAAGGCGUCCUUGGAGAAAGGCAGCUCCAGCAGUAAGGAUGGAAAGACGUCUGUGUGGAUAUAGCCUGUCUGCCAGCAGAGAGGGCAGCGUAUGUGGGGUUUUAUUUGGGGUUCUGUUUUGCAGUAUGUCUCGAGUUUAUUUCACAGGGCACAGAUACAUUUUUUCUGUGGAAGUCAAGAGAGAAAAGGAAUUUCAGACCAAUUUAGUACUGUCUUCCGGUGCAUUAACAAAAGACAUUUCCUUCCUCUUUCCAACACAUCCUCCAGCCGGGAACCUCCAGUGAGUGACAGCGACCGCUGCAUCCCGCCGAGGCUGGACAGCCUGCUGUGAUGGAAGCAGGGAGCAGCUCCCACACACAGUGCUGCAGUCAGACGGCCUUUAAUUACUAAAUAUCCUUCAUCAAAAUUAAUUUCCGAUCCCUUGAUUAGAAAGGAAAGUGACUGAUACGUCGACGAACUUUCACGGCACGCUCCCAGCUAACGUCUCACCGGAAUUUUUCAGUGCACAGCAGGCAGCACUGGAAGCGAAGGCAGCAGAGGUGCAUGCAUAGCACAGCACUGAUGGAUUUCAUCUUUCAUUCUGCGCUGAAACAAAAAGCAAACACGGCCAAACACUCCGCAGUGUGAGUUGGCAGUGACACUGCUGCUCGUACGGGUGCCUGCGUAGCGCUUGCUACAGAUGGAAUCACUGCAGUUACAGUGUUUUUAACAAACUGCUGCUUCACAUCAUCAGAAAGUGCCUUUUUGCAACCAGGAAAACAAAGUCAUAAAGGGUGUCGACUUCUUCACGUGCUAAAUUUGAGUAAAGAUGGGAAGAUCAGUGUUGGCAGGUUUGUUUUUCUGUUUAAUCGAACUGUUACACACAGUGGCAGACAGCAGACCUAUGCAUAGCGCGUAUACGAUGCGUGUGUGUGCACAUGUCAGCAUAUAUAUGGACACAUGAACAUGUGUGUGUGCAUAUAGAUACAUAGAUAUAUAUAUAUAAAUGUGAUAUCAACCCUCUGGUAAUUUUACAGCCUUCCACUUUCCCUGGGAAAUCUUGUUGGAUCCAGGAGUGUCAGUGGGAAACGGGCAGGUUUCCAUACACUUGUUAAGGGGCUCAGCAGAAGACCUGGUGGACAGGACCCAGGGCAGCAGCAAGAAGUUUGCCUCUGUUUUAUGGAGAGAUUUUGUUGCCUUUGCUUGGUUUUAAGGCAGUCUCCUUGCAGUUGCAGGAGCUCCAAGGCUCCUGCUGGUGCUGGAUGUGCUUUGGUGGGUGGUUUCAUCCUGGAGCUGAGGCGUUCUUGAGAUGCCUGUGGCGAUUCACCACCAUGGAGGCAAAGUAGGCAGAGCCUUCCAGAUCAAACUUUACAAGGAAGAAUUAAAUCCUUACAGAAUACAGCAUCAUUCCUGUGCUGAGCUGCUCCCUUACAGCCAUGCCAGCAUACAAGCCCUCAUGCCACUAUUCCUUUCAUGUUACUUCUUGAUGGGCUCUUACUCAUGACCCUGAGAUCAGUCUCUUAAGCCUUGAGGGCAUCUGCUCUCCCCAGCCAGCAAGAAAGCUGUGCAAUGCCCAUGGAGAACAGUGCUGGUAGCAAACAGUAGGUUUUAAAAGGUGCAAAGAAAUGUUCUCUGAGGUAUCCAACUGCAAAUAUUCGAUAUGGCUUUGAGUAACAGUCUGGAGACAGCUCCAGGCUUGUUCCUGAUCCUGCAGGAGGCACUGCCUGGAGCGCUGCCUGCUCUUGCUGCUGGAGUUGUUCUCUUUGGAUACAGGCAGCUGCAUCCCACAGGAGGCUCAGCGCAUCGUGCAGCAGCACUGGUCUGCAGCAGCACACACACAUCGCGUGCAGGGAUGUUUUGUAAUGUGAAUUUUCCAUCAGAGGCUCAGAAAGUUCACAGCACAGUGGUAGGACAAACAUAUCUGCCCGCGCUGCUCCUUGGCCUACAUAUGGGCACCCACCCACUCGGGCAACGCAGAGAGACUGGGUGCUGCUGGCAGUGCUGUCGUGAAGGUACAGACAGCCCAGGGCUUAUUCCCCUGAAGAUUUGGGGUGUUUGAAGACUGUCUUAUCUCCGUUAGCUCUGCUGUAAGCCAAGCAACCCUACUUUCACCAGCCUGUCAUUUCCGUGCCAUGGAUCCGGCACGCCAAGAGGGAUGAUCAGGCAGUCCUGCAGCAGAUUUGCAGCCUCCUCCAGGCUGGUGUCACCAGCACAUUUAAUACGCACACGCUGUUUUCCAUAGUGGGAGUCAAUAAUUGCAGUAUUGAUGAGCACUAGAGCCGGGGCAGACACUUGGGUGUUCGAUACCAGCUCCUCAUCAGGCAGGGUAACUGCUCACUCUGCCGUCCUCCCAGCCAGCCCUGCUCAUCUGUAGGGCUUGAAAACUUCCUUGUAUAAAAUGCUUUGCAAAUGAGGGCUGAUCUCACUUUCCCUUUUUUUUUUAUUCUUCUUUUUCCAAGCUUUUUGACAGGGACUGAAGCAAAAGGGCACGCUGGUGGCAGGACUGCUUAAUGCCAGGAUCUUGUGGUGGGCUGCCAAGCUCCCAUACGCUCCUCCAUACCAAGAAGGAGCCGCCCCUGUUCCUCCAGCCACCAGUAUGAGUCAGAUAGCCCUAUAAAUAUGGAGGCUUAUUAUUAUAAUUAGAUAUACCGAAUUGCUCACUUCCCCCUUUCCUCCACUGCUUGCCCUCUGGAGCUCUUAGGAUGUUGUGUGCUCCACUGAGUCACCUCCACCACCAAGGCACCGACGUCUCCGCAGCAGUGACCCCUUCCAGAGCAGGAAGGGAAAUCCCAUAUUUACUGUGUCUGUUAGGGCAGGAAAAGGAUAGGAAGGCAAAAUAUGUGUAACCACAAGCAAAAGCCCCGCCACAAACCAAACCGGCGGCUUGAGGAAUUUCAAGCAGACGACGGGCAGCAUCGGCCAUGGAAGAAAUGCCAGUAUUACAACUAAUGCUUUGCUUUCUUUUCUGCAGGUUAGUCAUUUAGUUCACGCUCCAGACGGGUUUAGCUCUGUAGCUGAACUAAGCAUAAAUGUUGAUUCCCUCACUAAGCUUUGCUGGAUAAAGUGCCCGCCCUUGCGUUUCUGUUCUUACCAUUCAGGGCCAGGAAUGUCCCACGUAAAAGCCAGAUUACCUUGUUGCUUGCAUUGCAUUCCACUGGAAAAUACUUGAACUUAACUCAAGGCCAUAACCAGUCUGUGCUGUUAUGAAGUUUCUGGGAUAUUUUUUUUGUUCGUUUUUUAUGUACUAACUGUAUUUGUACUAGAAAAUUUUUGAGUAUGAGGUUGAAUCUCUCUAAGUAUUUCUCAGUGUAAAUGUUCCAUCUGGACUGUAGUUAGGUUAAGCAUUGGUCAAAAGAGAAUGAAACAUUAGCCCCACUCUUCAACCGGCUAUUCCACGUCCAUUACUAAUAAAACAGAAUAAAACUUACAUUUUGUUACAGAA